Messenger RNA from Culicoides brevitarsis, 1224 nucleotides. RefSeq names its product all trans-polyprenyl-diphosphate synthase PDSS2-like. The coding region runs from base 1 to 1224 and encodes 407 amino acids. Gene Ontology annotation, molecular function: prenyltransferase activity. The transcript is spliced from 2 exons. Gene Ontology annotation, cellular component: transferase complex; mitochondrion. Gene Ontology annotation, biological process: ubiquinone biosynthetic process; isoprenoid biosynthetic process. The record is from RefSeq and is a predicted model, not a curated record. Lineage: Eukaryota; Metazoa; Arthropoda; Insecta; Diptera; Ceratopogonidae.
AUGGCUCAUUUUUUAAGGCUUUUUAACAAGAAAUCCAUCAAAAAAGUUCAUUUGAUGCCAAAAUUGGAACUAAAUUCUUCCUCAAGAUGCUAUUUUAGUGACUUGAACCGAGCUGUGAGUGAAGCUGAAAAGGUCGUCGGUUAUCCAUCAUUUUUUCUCAACAUGCGAUGUUUAAUGAGCCCAAAAGUUGCAUUUUCUUUGAAGAAAUUAGACGGAAACGAUCAUUUACUGCUAAAAACAGCCAAAAACCUCAUUAACGACGAAAAAAUGUUUGGAUCCAUCGUGUUAUUGUUCUCAAAAGCAACUGGUUUCAGUCCCAAUAUGCCGAAAAUGCAACUUGACGAAAAGACUGGAGUCCUGCAGUCGCAACGAACAUUAGCGGAAGUGACAGAAAUGCUAAGGAUGACACAUUUGGUGCAUCAAAAUAUUAAAAAUACAAGAAAAAUUUCAAAUUCUGGUAAAAAUUCAUCAUUUGAGAAUGAAAUAAUUAACGGAAAUAAAUUAGCGUUGUUGGGAGGAGAUUCUUUGUUGGCAAAAUCAAUAGCUGAACUUGCAAAAUUACGAAAUCAGGAGUUACUUGCUUUAAUUAUGUCUUGCGUUCGGGACUUUGCGGAGUCAAAUUUCAUCGGAGAUCGUGACGAACAAAAUUUUCCCCUUCCUUCGGAUCCAAAAAGUUACAAACCAGUCAAUUUGGAGGCGGAUUCCAUGGACGAGGAUAAUCUCAAACCGAUAAACAUGAAAGGCGUCAUGGGAAAUCCCGAAAAAGAGUGGGCCGUUCGUCACAUUUUGAGUGCCGGAAGUCUCUUGGGCAAAAGUUGUCAAGGCGCCUUAAAACUCGCCGGCUUGGACGAAGACUUACAGAAGCAAGGAUACCUCUUUGGCAAAAAUCUCGCUCUGGCAUGGCAAGCUUGCAUCGAUUUGGAGCCAUUCAAGUUCACGACAAUCCCCUCGGGAGCGCAAUUUAGUCUCGUAAGUGCGCCCGUUUUGUUCCAUCUGGAAUACGAUCCGUCGCUCUACGAGGAAAUCAAGAAGGGCAAGAAAACUGUCGACGACAUCAACUUUGCGCACAUCCACAGCGAGAUCCUCAAGGGGCCCGGCUUGGAGAAAACACGAAAUUUGGCACGAAAACACUGCGAACAAGCGAUGAAAGUACUCAACCAACUCAAACCGUCCGAUGCGCGAACCGCCCUGCAAAAUAUCAUUUUAGCGAUGCAAGAUAUUUAA